Molecule: messenger RNA, 2810 nt
Organism: Magnolia sinica
Lineage: Eukaryota; Viridiplantae; Streptophyta; Magnoliopsida; Magnoliales; Magnoliaceae
Exons: 3
Coding region: 1609-2271 (220 amino acids)
Molecular function (GO): protein binding
Source: RefSeq, a predicted model, not a curated record
UAAAAAAGAUAUAUCACAGUAGGGCCCACGGGACUUUGACACCAGCUAGCUGGUGGGUAUUCGGGUCGCCGGCCCAAACCGCCUCCCCUGCUUGACUAUUUAUCAACGCGGAGACUUUUGUUGCACGCAUCAUUCGCUGAUAACUCAUAGCAAAUAUCCCAUCUUACGAGCAAAGGUUAGAAAGAUUUUGAAUCGCUAGAUUUUUCCAAUUUGGUCCAUCCAAAGGAUUCCAUCUCCACGGGAAAGUUACGAACGUUUCUUCUCCUCUUUCCCUUCUUUCUUUUUUACCACUUUUUCACGUUCCCCAUACUUAGCUACUUUAUUUUCAGAUGACUUCUUCUUUUACUGAAAUGGGCCAAAUUCUAUGAUAGAAAUGCAGUAUAAAAAUAACAAAAUACAAUAACGGAUUAUCUUAAGCCAUCCCAGCUAUGACCUUCAAAGGCCCCUCUCCCCAAUUAAUUUCUGUUUUUAAAUCCUUCUCUGUUUUUCCCUGUAUUGAUGGUUCUCUUGAAAAUUGGAACUAGAUCUAAGCCAUUCUGAUUGACAUAUGAUAUCUGAUUUCACUCAUUCUAGAUCUAAAUCAUGUAUUUUGUUAUCUUGCAUAUCCUUCCUCUAAAGACAUGUAUAUUGUAUCCUUGUUUCUUCAAUUUGUACAAGUGACCUCAUGGAUGGAUCUUGCUUUAAAGUCUCAAUUGUAUGAUCAUGACCCCUUGAUUGGUGGUCCUGAUGGUCAAGCCAAGGUCCUUAGAUGCGAUAGGCACUUGAUAACCUUAUCAAAUUCAGGUCUGGGUCAUCAAAAGAUGGUACCUGAACCUGAAAUGGGUCCCGAUUGGACCCUAACCCACACCCAUUGAAUUAUCUUCUUCAUGGGAUUGGUUAACCUUUUCUUAGUGUGGACCAUUGGCAAAGUUAUGCAUAUGGAGUUUACUAGUUUGAAAAUUUAAAAUCAUUCAAUAAAAGUGAUUAUCCUAGUAGAAUCUUCUUGAUGGCCCCCAUAUUAGUGAAAGGUGGAUCAAAACCUGCAUGUUUUGCUUGAUUGAAAAUCAUAUGAUACUUGCAUUUUGAGAGUUUUGGGACAAGAAAAUGUGUGGUAACUUGGAGCUUUUUGAUUGUACAAGCGGGAAACAUGGUUCGUAAUUAACUAAGACCUGUGAUUUUGGCCUGCUCUGAUUGGACCAUGCCCCAAUUAUCUUCACGAUGGGACAAUUCUAUCCCGAUUCUAACUCUUCAAUGUGUCCCCUGUGAGUAGACAAUAAGGAAGAAAGCAUUGCAACAAGCACCCAACUCAAUAGGAAAACAGCUAAACGUUGGAUUGGUAGGAUUCUCUAAUCUCGGCAAAUUUUAAGGCGUGUUUCAUCCACCAUGAGGCCCAUGAGGUCCUUUUCCUCAAAAACAAGAUCAUGCUCCUCACUUGUUUAAGUAAAUACAAAGGGAAAUUGUGAAUAAUUACUAUAGAAUUGAGAUUAGGUCAAAAGUAAACAAUUAAGUAGACAAGAGUUUGGCUCCUUUCUUUUCUAAACAUGCAUGUAAAAGUUAUUUGUCUUGAACUUCUUAAGCAUAACAACAUUUCUCUUGUUAUAAAUUUUCAGUUCAUUACAACACAUCCAAAUGAUGUCUAUGAACAAGAUGCCAGUGCUCUGUAAAUUUGGGGGUGACUUCAUUUGGGAAUCAAAUAAGGUUUAUUACAAGGGAGGCACAAAUCACAUCGUUCAUGUCGAUCCAGGGAUUGAUUACAUCAAUCUUGUAUCCAAAGUGCAUGGGACUUGCAAGUUUAAUAACAUUAGCAGUAUCAAGUACAAAUAUCCUGGUCUAGAUUUGGAUUCACUUGUGUCGAUUGAGAAUGAUGAUGACGUAUCCAAUAUGAUGGAAGCAUUUCCUCAAAGCAGUGAGCCUAUUCAGCUCUUCAUUUUUUGUGGCCAAAACCUUUCAAUCCCCACUGUGAAUUCCAGUUUUCUGAUGCAGAAUGCCGAUAAUGAAAAUGAUCAAGCAUCAUUGCGGGGUUUGCAUGAAAGCAAUGGAACACUUGCACCUUCCUCACGUAAUACUACUGUCAAUAACAAUGAUGUUCCAAGUGCAUCAAAUGAUUUACGUAAAGUGGACAGCUUGUUGAUGGAUAAUCAAGAAUUACAUUACAGGGUGGUUGAUACUUGUGUUAAUGACAUGCCGAAAAAUAUUUCAGUUUUAAAAGAAUGCCAGGAAUUUGAAGAUGCAAAUGCGUUCCACAAGGCUUUAAGGGAGUAUGCCAUACGUUCAAAUUUUGAAUACAAGUGAACUAGGUCGGGCGGUGGCCGUUAUCAGGCGAAAUGCAUUAAAGACAAUUGCUCAUGGCGCAUACAUGCAUGUAAGCUUCCUGACAAGCUUACAUUCAAGAUAAAAUCCCUGAAGGGAAACCAUACUUGUUAUGCUAUGAAUGAGUUAACAAUGUCAAAUAAAAGAACGCAUUGACAGGCCAGUAGGAAAUGGAUUGCUACUUUAGUCAAGGAUGGAUUCCAGAAAGAUUUGUGUUGUACACCCAAGGAUAUUGUUGACAAGAUAAUGUAAGAAUUUGGGAUUAAAGUAAGCUAUGAUAAAGCUUGGAGGGGUAAAGAGUUGGCCCUAAAAGAGAUAGCACUGGAACAAUAUGUUCCAAAUCUUAGUAUGCUUUGUAAAGACAUUGAGAUGACAAAUCCAGGAAGCACAGCAAAGCUUAGCAGGUCAUCGGACAACUCCUUGAGACUUUUUGUUGCAUAUAAGGCUGCCAUUCAUGGUUUCAAGCAAGCAUGCCGACCAGUUUUAAGGCUUGAUUAUUUGAAGAUAGAAGGAAAAUGCCG